CAACUGAGGACAACACCCCUUGCUGUCCGAAGAUGGAAAACAACAUAACUACUGUCUCUCGUGAAGAGCUUGAAGAACUAAGAGAAGCAUUCGGUAAAAUAGAUAUUGACAACAGCGGAUAUGUCAGUGAUUAUGAGCUUCAGGACCUGUUUAAAGAAGCAAGUCUGCCCUUGCCUGGUUACAAAGUCCGGGAGAUUGUAGAAAAAGUCAUUGCAGUGACAGACAGCAACAAGGAUGGGAGAAUCAACUUUGAAGAGUUUGUCUCAAUAAUUCAGGAAUUGAAAAGUAAAGAAGUUAGCAAAUCUUUCAGAAAAUCAAUAAACAAAAAGCAAGGUAUUACAGCAAUUGGAGGAACAUCAGCAAUAUCUAGUGAAGGGACACAGCACUCUUAUUCAGAGGAAGAAAAAGUUGCUUUUGUUAAUUGGAUAAAUAAAGCUCUACAAGGUGACCCAGACUGCAAGCACCUCCUUCCUAUGAACCCAUCAGAUGCCAGUCUUUUUAAAUCCCUUGCAGAUGGCAUCCUCCUUUGCAAAAUGAUUAACUUUUCACAACCAGAUACAAUUGAUGAAAGGGCUAUUAAUAAGAAGAAACUCACUCCUUUCACUAUUUCUGAAAACCUAAACCUGGCUCUGAACUCAGCAUCUGCCAUUGGCUGUACGGUUGUCAAUAUUGGGUCACAAGAUUUACAAGAAGGAAAACCACACUUGGUGUUAGGACUCCUGUGGCAGAUCAUUAAAGUUGGUCUUUUUGCUGAUAUUGAGAUCUCCAGAAAUGAAGCUCUCAUUGCCUUGCUAAAUGACGGAGAAGAACUAGAUCAGUUAAUGAAGCUUUCCCCAGAAGAGCUCUUGCUGCGCUGGGUGAACUACCAUCUGGCCAAUGCAGGGUGGCAGAAAAUCAGUAACUUCAGCCAAGACAUUAAGGAUUCAAGAGCAUACUACCAUCUGCUAAAUCAGAUUGCACCCAAAGGAGAUGAUCCUGAUGAAUUGCCCAUUAAAAUUGACUUUUCAGCUUUUCAUGAUAAAAAUGACUUGAGGAGGGCUGAAUGCAUGCUCCAACAGGCAGAUAAACUGGGCUGCAGACAGUUUGUAACUCCAGCUGAUGUGGUUGCUGGCAACCCUAAACUCAAUUUAGCUUUUGUUGCAAAUCUUUUUAACACAUACCCAGCCCUAAACAAGCCUGACAAUUCAUCUUACGAUCUCAAUUUAUUAGAAGGAGAAAGUAAGGAAGAAAGGACUUUCAGAAACUGGAUGAAUUCACUGGGUGUAAGCCCAUAUGUUAAUCACUUAUACAGUGACCUUUCUGAUGCUUUAAUAAUCUUCCAACUGUACGAUAUGAUUCGUGUGCCGGUUGGCUGGAACCAUGUCAACAAACCUCCUUAUCCGUUACUCGGUGGUAAUAUGAAAAAGAUUGAGAAUUGCAACUAUGCAGUAGAACUCGGGAGGACAAAAGCCAAAUUCUCACUGGUUGGUAUUGCUGGACACGAUCUAAAUGAGGGUAACCCAACUCUGACUUUGGCUUUGGUAUGGCAGCUGAUGAGGAGGUAUACUUUGAAUGUGUUAUCAGACCUUGGAGAGGGAGAAAAAGUAAAUGAUGAAAUUAUUAUUAAAUGGGUGAAUCAGACACUUGCAAAAGCAAAUAAGAAAACUUCAAUUACAAGUUUCAAGGACAAAUCAAUUAGCACUAGUUUACCUGUCCUAGAUUUAAUAGAUGCCAUUGCACCAAAAGCAGUUCGUCCAGAAAUGGUCAAGAGAGAAGAACUUUCUUACCAAGAUAAAUUGAAUAAUGCUAAGUAUGCCAUUUCAGUUGCUCGAAAGAUUGGUGCUCGUAUAUAUGCUCUCCCAGAUGAUCUGGUUGAAGUGAAGCCAAAAAUGGUGAUGACAGUGUUUGCAUGUUUGAUGGGAAGAGGACUGAACAAAAUAAAAUAA
Molecule: messenger RNA, 1925 nt
Organism: Mesitornis unicolor (brown roatelo)
Lineage: Eukaryota; Metazoa; Chordata; Aves; Mesitornithiformes; Mesitornithidae
Gene: PLS1
Product: plastin 1
Exons: 15
Coding region: 33-1925 (630 amino acids)
Biological process (GO): actin filament network formation; actin filament bundle assembly
Cellular component (GO): cytoplasm; actin filament; actin filament bundle
Molecular function (GO): actin filament binding; calcium ion binding
Source: RefSeq, a predicted model, not a curated record